Paramecium pentaurelia is the source of this 1809-nucleotide messenger RNA. NCBI's taxonomy places the organism in Eukaryota, Ciliophora, Oligohymenophorea, Peniculida, Parameciidae. The record is from the annotation of a GenBank genome assembly.
UAUGCUACAAUUAAUUAGGGUAGGAAAGAGACAGUUAGUUUGUGUUCCUUCGUUUAAUUAUAAAUUAAGAAGGCCAGCCCCUAAGAUGUCAGAGUAUGAUAAAGAAAGGAUUGAAUAUAAACAUUUAAUGAAUUAGGUAGGAAAUUAAAGAUAUCAAAGUAUAGGUCAAGAAUCGUCAAGGACUUUUGGGAAGAAUAAACUAAAAUUGAAAAUUAAUAUAUAGAUGACUAUUUGGCAAAAGAAAAAGCAAAAUAAGAGAGACUUGAUAUUCAUAGAAGAAAUUAAACUGUAAUCUAAACAUUUAAUGCAACAUAAUAAUUCAAUAAGUUAUAAGACAUUAGAAGAGUUAGAAAUGAAAGAGUCAAAAAAUAUCUAGUUGAAUAAGACAUUAAAAAAAUGAAUAGGCAAUAAAUUAUUAGAGUAUUAAAUGAAGAAUCAAAAAAUUGGAUUUCUGAUAAAAAUUCAUAUGAAAAAUUAGUUGGAAAUCUAUUAAUUCCUGAUACUGUUUUAGAUGAAAUGUCAUAUUAUCAUGAUUUACAAGAAAAAGCUAUUCUUUAUGAAACAGCUUAAUAUGAUGAAAUUGAUAAGUAUAUAAUAUAUAUAUACAUUUAGAUUAAAUGAUCCAAAUAUCUAAUUAGAAUGGAAAAAUAGACUUGGUAUGCCAUUAUAUCAAAGAAUUGUGACUUUAAUCAAAUUCUUAAAAUAAGAUAAUCUCUUAGGGAAUUUAAAAUUUGAAUGGGAUACUUGUCAAGCAAUUAUUUUAACAGACAAAAAAUUAAGUGAAAAAGAAAUGGCUGAAUAAUUAGACAAAGUAAAUAGUGCAUUUUAAACUGUUAUUGCUUAAAAAAUAGAAGAACUUGAAACAAAUCCAGUAAAAAGAUUAGAAGAAAUGAAUAAAUAACUUAUAAGAUUAUAUAAUCUACUUGAAUUAUGGGAUAAAUAUAUUACAAUAGUAAAAAUGGAUAAUUCAACUGCUCAAUAAAUUAUGUAAGCUGCAAAAUCAUAAAUUAAUUUAUUUGAAUCAGAAGGUGGAAAAGAUUAUAUGAUCACUAAUGAUAAUAGUCUUAUUGAGAAAUUUGAUGGGAAGGAAACUCAAACUAAAGAUGAAAAAGACGAUAAAUAUAUCAGUGCUGAUGAAACACAUACAGAUAGUGAAGAUAUUGAUUUAGAAAAUCUAUAGAAAAAGAAAGAAACUAAAGAUAUUUAUGGUGGCAGAACUACAAAAUCAUAUGAAUUUGAUACAGAAAGAAUUAAGGAUAAAGAUUAAGAAUUUUCAAAAUUAGUUGAAGAAUUGUUUGCAAAAGCUGAAGCUAAAGCUAAAGAAGCCAACCUUGAAUUCGAAUCUAAUUAUAGAAAGAAUCCUCAUUUAAAAGUAUUUUAUAGUGACAACUUAAAUCCUCCUAAUGUACCUGAUGCUAAAUCAGUUUUUGAAGGAGUAGAUUUAGAAUAAUUAUUCCCCUCUGAAAUUCUCAAUGAUGAAACUAAGACUCCUUAUCUUGAUUUCAAAAAUGUUGAAGAUAUCGAAAAUCAUUAUUAUGAAUUAGUAAUAUCAUUAAAUUUAUAAUUGUUAGAAAGCUAUCUAUAGUCUUAGAAAACAAGGUGAAUAGAAUAUCCUUGUUAAUCCAGAUGUUUAAAAAUUUAAUACAACUAUCACUGCUCAAACUUACAAAUAAAUCUUAAAUAAUCUUGAGGUGCCACAAGAGUAUUCAAAAUUAAAAUAGGAUACUUAAAAAUUGGUUGAUGCAGUAGGAGAAAUUAAAGUCACUGAUGCUGAUUUCUUAUUGAAGAUUUGGAAUUAUUAUAAUUGAU